ACUAACUCUAAAAUCAAAGCAACAAAAGGGGCAGGAAGACCCCAGACUCAGUUGCGUCUGCAGCAAACCAGAGGAGAGGAAGUGAGAUGAGCUCCUCUCUCUCUAUGGCGUCUGUGUACCUCAAGCUUCGCAGGCCUGCAGCUGUCAAUCCGGUGGUCGCAGUGGAGGUCUACGGCCGGUCGGAAAAUUCCAUUCCACCAAGCCCUGUUGUCUCUUCCAUCAUGCCGAACCCUAGCCUCUAGUCUGUUGGCACGCUCUUUAAUCAUGCCCACCGGAGAAAAUUUUUCAGUGCCGACACAGAUCACAGUUAAUUAGCAAACCAGAGGAGAGGAAGUGAGAUGAGCUCCUCUCUCUCUAUGGCGUCUGUGUACCUCAAGCUUCGCAGGCCUGCAGCUGUCAAUCCGGUGGUCGCAGUGGAGGUCUACGGCCGGUCGGAAAAUUCCAUUCCACCAAGCCCUGUUGUCUCUUCCAUCAUGCCGAACCCUAGCCUCUAGUCUGUUGGCACGCUCUUUAAUCAUGCCCACCGGAGAAAAUUUUUCAGUGCCGACACAGAUCACAGUUGAAUCAGGGCACAGAAACCCUACCGGGAAGCACAAAAUCUCUGAAGUGAAGCACUUAUUCGCGCACAGAAACCCUCCCCGGAAGCACAAAAUCUCAGCAGUUAUUCGAUUAGGGCUCUAUAUGAUGUACAGUGACCGGGCUAGGGAAGUACUUGAAAAAGAGAGAGCCCGCAUCAGUCAGUCCCUCCAAGCUCUGUCAUUGUCUGAAGUGGAGGAGAUACGCAAGCAAGCACAGGCCAUCGUAAAAAUAUUCAAGGGAGGCGAUGAGGAAGAGUCGGGGGAUGGUGAGCCUGGAGAGGAAGCUAGAGGGGACUCUGCUGAUGGUGAAGGGGUUGAGGGAGGGUCGGGGGAUGGUGAGACUGGAGAGGAAGCUAGAGAGGACUCUGCUGAUGGUCAAGGGGUUGAGGUUGGGUCGGGGGAUGACGAGGCUGGAGAGGAAGCUAGAGGGGACUCUGCUGAUGGUCAAGGGGUUAAGGUUGUGUCGGGGGAUGACGAGGCUGGAGAGGAAGCUAGAGGGGACUCUGCUGUUGGUGAAGGGGUUCAUGACUAACAUACAGAUAUUGAGCUUCACAACAGUACUGUAUGUUUGAAUGAUGUUAUAUUACUGUGUUGGUCACUGUGCAGAUUGUAGUCCUUAUUCUGCCUAGUUUAACUAAGCAAUCAUCAAAUGAUCUUGACAUUAAUGUGUGCUUUUGGUCAGUAUGCAACUGAAGUCAUUCAUUUUUGUGCCUGGUUUAACUAAGCAGUCAUCAAAUGGUGUUGACAUUA
Messenger RNA from Cornus florida, 1328 nucleotides. RefSeq names its product spore wall protein 2-like. The transcript is spliced from 5 exons. The coding region runs from base 517 to 1110 and encodes 197 amino acids. Lineage: Eukaryota; Viridiplantae; Streptophyta; Magnoliopsida; Cornales; Cornaceae. The record is from RefSeq and is a predicted model, not a curated record.